CCACUCCAGUUUGGCAACGACCAACGCGCAUGGGAACACAGCAGAGGAAAAGAUUCGUCCUGCUCCUUCUCCACUGCGCAGCGGCUGCAGCCGAAUGCAUCUCACCCCAUCACUUCCCAGCUCCUCAUCUGCGUGUGCUUGAUGGUUCCUCCUGAUGGGGCAACACCAGGUCCCUGUCUUGUAGUUGGGGCUUUAGAGAACUGCGCUGAUGUGAGAUCCAACACAAGGGGACAUGUCUGGCGCUCAAGGACUUCUCAACAGCGUCUUCUCCUGCUCCUCUCCUGCCUCCAAAGCCAUGACCAAACGGAGGCUACGCCAGACCCGCAGCCUGGACCCCGCGAUUAUAAGACACUGUGACACCGGCACCGAGGGCGCGAGUGGAGCACCGUUCUCCGCAGCGCCGCCCGAGGACGCAGGUGCGUCUCCGGAGCGCGUCGCAGUGAAACCGACUUUACGCACGAUUCCGACGCUGAAGGAGCCGAUAACCCCGUCCCUCUCUUCCCCUUCCAUCCCCCUGGCCGUCUCCCCGUCGUCCAACUUCCACUUUGACUAUGACACGGUGAAGCGGGCCAAAAGGAAUACCGCCGGGGAUUUACCGUAUCUGGUGAGGGGACCCUGUGCCGCGCCGUCCGGGAGCACGGGCGCGCUGUUCUCCCCGCGGAGGUGGCUCCAGAGGAAGGUGCAGCCGACCAGCUCGCACGCUUACGUGGUGUGGAAAUCAGAGGGUGAUUUCACCUGGAGCAGCCUGUCGGGGCGGAGCGUGCGCUUGAUGCCGGUUUCCAUCCAGAGCUUGUCGGAGCUGGAGAGGACAAGGCUGCAGGAAGUGGCGUACACCCGUUUACACCAGGAAUAUGACCUGGGAUGUCAGAUCACCAUGCCAAAAGAUGGACAGAAGAGGAAAAAGUCUCUGAGGAGGAAGUUGGACUCGCUAGCGAAAGAGAAGAGUAAAGACAAAGAAUGCAUACCCCAGGCCUUCAGCAUACCGCUCUCGCAGGUCAUCGCCAAUGACAGGACACACCGGCAGCGUCAGGAUGGUUAUCGCCAGGACCCUCCGCAGCGUGAGGAGCACAAGGACUCCUCCGACCUUGUCUCAUCCAUUUUACAGUUUGCCACCAAGCGCCCGUCCACUAGGGAGUUAUCAAGCAGCAACUCCUCACUGAGCUCUACAUCAGAGACGGCCAAUGAGUCGACGUCGCCCAACACCCCCGAAGUUGCACCACGAGCACGCAGGAGGGGAGGCAUGUCAGUGGACUCCAUCACCGACCUGGACGACAACCAGUCGCGCCUGCUCGAAGCAUUGCAGCUCUCUCUGCCAGCGGAAACGCAGAGCAAGAAGGAGAAGCACCGGGACAAGAGGCUGAGCCUUAAUCCCAUCUACCGCCAGGUGCCCCGGGUGGUUGACAGCUGCUGUCAGCACAUCGAGAAAUAUGGUGAGCAGCGACUUUACUUCCAGAGCCUUCAUACAUAUGUGCAUCCAGCCCUUUGGCCGUCAUCUGUUACUACAAUGACAGCUGCCAGAGACAGAUUUUCCCCCUUUCUCUCCACAGGUUUGCAGACGGUGGGGAUCUUUAGAGUUGGCAGCUCCAAGAAAAGAGUCCGACAGCUGCGGGAGGAGUUUGACCGUGGUAUUGACGUCCAGCUGGAUGAGGAGCACAGCGUUCACGAUGUGGCUGCUCUGCUGAAGGAGUUCCUCAGGGACAUGCCCGACCCUCUCCUCACCAAGGAGCUCUACACGGCCUUUAUCAACACCACAUUGUUGGACCCAGAUGAGCAGCAGCAUGUCGCUCAGCUACUGGUCUACCUGCUCCCAGCAUGCAACAGUGACACGUUCCAUCGCCUGAUGGACUUUCUGUCCACUGUGGCGGCUCACGCCCACGACCGGCAGGACAAAGAUGCUCAGGAGAUGACCGGCAACAAGAUGACGUCUCUGAACCUGGCCACCAUCUUUGGCCCAAACCUGCUCCACAAGCAGAAGAGCUCAGAUAAGGAGUUCAGCGUCCAGAGCUCGGCCCGGGCGGAGGAGAGCACGGCUGUCAUCGCUGUGCUGCAGAGGAUGAUCGCCAGCUACCACACCCUCUUCAUGGUGCCUCCAGAACUGCAAAACGAGGUAUUGAUUAGUCUGUUGGAGACAGAUCCAGACGUGGUGGACUACCUUUUGAGAAGAAAAGCGUCACAGAGUCCCGAUCUGUUGCCGUCGGAGGAGCCCUUCACCCUGAGCGAGCGCCGUUCCUCCAGCGACUCCAACAAGGCAUACAGCGGUGAGGUGUCCCCUUAUGACAACAACUCCCCGGUCCUGAGCGAGCGGAGGGGAGAACCGGGGAGCCCGGGCAGCGACAAGCACUUCCGUGUCCCAGAGCAGUACACUGUGGUGGGGCAGGUGGCUGGAUGGAGCAGGGAGCCGGGAGCACAUGACCCUUGGGCCACCAAAGACACUAUAUCAGAGGAGCAUGUUAACAUUUGGGGGACAUGGCACAGCACUCUGAAGCCAACACUCAAGGACCAGACGUUCACAGGUUCCCACGGCAACAUGUCAGAGGGAAGCUCCCGCAGCUCACAAGAAGGUCUCGACGGACUCCAUGGCGAUGGCAGGCAUCAGGCCUCGGUACAACGGACUCCGACGGCGCCCGGCAUCACCGAGUGCAGACCCCACCCUCCGGUCACCAGAGUGUGUACCAGCCCUCACAACGAGACGGGGCGACCACGCCUGCAGCUAAACAUCAGCCCCUCGGCGACGUCACACCUCAACAGCACGCUGGGCCUCCAGCGGGCGAGUGGACACAGAAUUAACCCGACCUCCAAACUUCAAGACGGGGCGAACACUGGGGACAGCAGCCCUGCCAUGCUUAACGACGGCCGCUCUUCGUCCGCCUAUAAAGUCCACCAUCAACUGGCCGGUUCUCAAAGCUCGCCUCUGCUCGCAGCCGCUCAGCGCCCCCCUCUUCAGCACGGGAGGUCGAUCGCGGCGCAGAGCAACUCGGCGUCGCCGACGGAGGCCCAGAUGGUGCCACAGAGCCCGGAGUGGCAGGACUGGCAGAGGGACCGGUGGCAGAUCUGGCAACUGCUGUCCUCAGACAAUGCUGACACACUGCCUGAAACGCUCGUGUGAUCGCAGGCCGUGAAGUCACCAACCGGUGGCAUCAUCCUACCCCCUCACUUCAUCCAUCCACACAUGGAUUCCAUCCUUCCCAUGAACCGUCUGUGCUUCUCCUGCAUCUUGGCGCCAUGGCGUUGUUGUUUACGUGUGCAGCUGCUGCCUUAUACAGACUUGUGCAUUCGAGAGCCACUUGUAUUUCUUGUUUCGUGUGGAUGUUGAAAAGUUGCUCCUGUUGCCCGCGUGUCUGUUUCGUCCAUAAUGACUAAUGACAUGGGAGCAUUGUAACGUGCCCAUCAGAAAUACCUCAAAAAAAAAAAGAAACUUCUCCUUCACACCUCUUCAGAAUGUCACAUCUGUCCACAUCUGCUUCUCUGACAACGUUCAGUCUUCAUAUCUCAAUUCAGAACAACACAUUUCUGAUUUCAUAAUUUUGACUUUUUUUUUUCAUUUUCACAAUAAGAUCAAAGAUGUAUUGACAAUUGCUGCUAAAUGUAGACGUAUGUAGUUCAGCCACAUCAGUGUCUAAAGAGAUCAAAUGUUGAAUUGCGUUUCCUGUGUCGCAGAUCGUUUGUGUAUAUCCAAACUGCCGACGGACACUUAUACGACAUCUAUGUAAAUUGUCAUGUAAAGUAUAUAAUUUGUAAAUCUACCUUGAAGUAAGUUGGCCCUUUAACAGACAGUCUAAAUGUUGGUGUUUUACUCAGACUGCUGUUUCUGUCUUUAAUUAACACUGAAUGUAAAACGCUUCACUUGUGUCAAAACGCUUGGACCUAAUUAUAAAGCACUCGGCUGUAAGUUUGCUUAUGUGCUUCUGCCACCUGCUGCAUGGGAGGAACAAUGUACACACUUAUUUCAUCCAGUUCUUCAUUACUAAGGAGGAGGAGCGAGGGUAAUUUUCCUGCUAUUUAUAAAAAUAACGAAAUCAAGAUGCUCAAACACAACACAACAGUAAUCUGUGACUGACACUGACUGAUCCGUCUUGUUAUACCUCUAAUGCUCGACUGAAUAUUACGACGGGGUGUGGACGUAUCGCCUGAAUAACAUCAUUAAAAAUCAUAGAAAUAUUGAAUCCGGCUGUGGUUCCGACUGAUUAUAACAAACGAUCCAAAUCAACCCACAUCAAUCUGUUUAAAUCCUCUCAGAUGGCACAGUUUAGUGGGUAUUUGCUGGCGAAUAUUUCACGUUUCCAAGCUUUAAUGUCAUAUUUGCUCACGUGAAGCAACUUCAGCCUUAAACCUGGAGGUGCUGUAUUUAAUUUCACCUUCUCUUGUGUUUUUUUUCCGCAUUUGUUCUCUCCAUCUCAAGGAGACAGUGGAAGAAAACAGUCACACCAAGUGGAAGGAUUAUUGUGGAAAGGGUUGUGGCGCCAUCUGUUGUCCGACCACUUGCGACAGCGUGCGUCCCACAGCUCAGUGUUUCCACUGCGUCCGUCCGCACUCGAUUUAGAAUUAAAGCUUGUGAUUAUAAGCACCUUUGUGAAAAUGUAAAAAAUCUGCGUGAGGAAAAUAAAUGUGCCAUAAGUCUCACUCUUAAACGUUUCCCCAUGCAUCCCUCCAGGUUCAUUUUGUGAAUUUGUAUUACCUUGUUUCUGUUGAGUGUUGUAAUAUAUAAAUACAAUAUAACGCUUUUAUAUCAAGAAGGUCCUAGCUCCGUCUUUCCCCAAAUCCAGACCAUGUUUGACGCCAAACUUAGUGUUAUGAUGUUUUUUUCUUUUUGAUAUUUUGGUGGGGUUUACUGGGUCCAAGUUGUAAUGGAAUAUCUGGUAAUUGCUUUUGUACUGUGUGUCAUCAUCAAUAUGCUACUAUGGAAUUAAAUAUGGUAAAGUUUA
Molecule: messenger RNA, 4922 nt
Organism: Hippoglossus stenolepis (Pacific halibut)
Lineage: Eukaryota; Metazoa; Chordata; Actinopteri; Pleuronectiformes; Pleuronectidae
Product: rho GTPase-activating protein 6
Exons: 13
Coding region: 233-3106 (957 amino acids)
Biological process (GO): signal transduction
Source: RefSeq, a predicted model, not a curated record